Humulus lupulus (European hop) is the source of this 2641-nucleotide messenger RNA. Its product is annotated as subtilisin-like protease SBT5.4. The transcript is spliced from 11 exons. The coding region runs from base 55 to 2427 and encodes 790 amino acids. Gene Ontology annotation, biological process: proteolysis. Gene Ontology annotation, molecular function: serine-type endopeptidase activity. The record is from RefSeq and is a predicted model, not a curated record. Lineage: Eukaryota; Viridiplantae; Streptophyta; Magnoliopsida; Rosales; Cannabaceae.
AGGGAAAUCACAGCCAUUCUCUCCAACUCAAUCUCUUUAUCACAGAGAUAAACAAUGGCACCACAUUGUAGUGCUGCAAUUUCUUCUUCUAUGCUUUCCAUUAUUAUUCUUAUUUCCAUUUUGGUCCAAUCACCAGCCCAAGCCACUGAUAAAAAGCCUUAUAUUGUGUACAUGGGAACACAUUCUCAUGGUCGGAACCCUUCCUCAGCUGAUCUUGAAAUGGCCACAACUUCUCAUUACAAUUUUCUUGGAUCAUACUUGGGAAGUGAGAAAGCGAAAGAUGCCAUCUUUUAUUCCUAUAAUAAACAUAUUAAUGGCUUUGCUGCACUUCUUAAUGAGGCAGAAGUUGCAGAGAUUCAAAAGCAUCCAAAUGUAGUAUCAGUUUUUUUGAGCAAAGGAGGGAAAUUGCACACAACUCAUUCAUGGGAAUUUCUUGGAUUGGAAAGAAAAGGUGGUGUUGUUCCUUCUCAAUCUAUUUGGACGAAAGCACGCUUUGGUGAAGAUAUCAUUAUUGGAAACUUGGACAGCGGUGUUUGGCCCGAAUCCAAAAGCUUUGCUGAAUACGAAGGAAUUGGACCAAUUCCCUCGAGGUGGCGUGGAAGUUGUCAACCAGUCAUUAACGAUACAUUCAAGUGCAAUAAGAAGCUAAUAGGUGCUAAGUACUUUAACAAAGGCUACUUUGCAUAUCUAAAGACUCUCAACGCUUCUUCCUUUCCAUCGUCUGCACGAAAAGCAAACUUUUUCACCAGUCGAGACAUUAAUGGGCAUGGGACUCAUACUCUUUCUACAGCCGGAGGUAGCUUCGUUGCUGGAGCAAACGUGUUCGGGAAUGGGAAUGGCACAGCAAAGGGUGGAUCUCCCAAAGCCCGUGUGGCCGCUUACAGGAUUGGUGGUUGGCUUCCACCUGAUGAUGGCCCUUCGUACACUGAUGGUGAUGUUUUGGCUGCAUUUGAUGCGGCAAUAAGUGAUGGUGUAGACGUGAUUUCGGCCUCUAUUGGUUCGGAUGAAGCUACUGAAUAUUUUAAAGACUCAAUCUCAAUAGGGAGUUUUCAUGCGGUUAUGAAUAACAUUGUUGUGGUUGCCUCAGCUGGCAACGAAGGACCUGAUCCAAACACCGUAAAGAAUACAUCGCCAUGGAUGGUAACCGUGGCAGCUAGCACACUCGAUCGUGAGUUCAAUAGUUAUGUAUCUCUUGGCAACAAAAAGCACCUUAAGGGAGCAAGUCUUUCUUCAAGUGGCUUGCCAUCUCAGAAGUUUUAUCCAUUAGUUUUUGGGCUAGGUGCACAAGCUUCUAAAGUAAAAAACCCUUUGGACACACAACUAUGUAUGCCCAAAAGCCUUGAUCCAAAAAAGGUAAAAGGAAAGAUCUUGGUUUGUCUUGUUGGGGAAAUUUCAAAUCUUGAAAAGGGACACCAAGCUUCUCUUUCAGGUGCUGUUGGAAUGAUUCUAAUAAAUAAUGGCAUAGUUGACACUGAGAUUGAUCCUGAAGCUCAUGUACUCCCUGCAUCUAAUCUCAAUGGUGCUGAAAGCAAUUCUAUGAUUGAAUACCUCGGCAGUACUAGGACUCCUGUGGCUUACAUGACUCGACCAAAGACUGAAGUUGGAGUAAAGCCAGCCCCAGUUAUGGCUUCAUUCUCAUCAAGAGGACCUGAUGUUAUUGAGCCAGCUUUGCUUAAGCCGGAUAUAGCAGCACCAGGAUACAAUAUUAUUGCUGCAUAUAGUGAAUCUGUUGCACCAACUGACGAAGAAUUUGACAAGCGUCGAGUCCAAUUCAAAGUAGAAUCAGGAACUUCAAUGUCAUGCCCUCAUGUUUCUGGGAUCGUUGGUCUUCUCAAAACACUUCAUCCAGAUUGGAGUCCAGCUGCAAUUCAUUCGGCUAUAAUGACUACAGCAAGAGUUCAAGAUAACAACAAUAAGCCAAUGUCGGACUAUAACAUGACAAAAGCAACACCAUUUGAAUAUGGUUCAGGCCACAUCCAACCAAAUCGAGCUAUGGACCCUGGACUUGUCUAUGACAGAACUACUGAUGAUUAUUUGAACUUUCUAUGUGCUCAUGGCUACAAUGAAACAAUGGUUAAGCUUUUCUACAAUAAACCAUAUAAAUGUUCCAAAUCAUUCACUCUAGCCAACUUCAACUACCCUUCCAUUACAGUUACUAAUGUGGGUUCACGAUCAGUGACAAUUACUAGAAAAGUUAAAAAUGUUGGCCCACCAGGGACUUACAAGGCAUAUGUGAGAGCUCCAGCAGGAGUUUCUAUUUAUGUUAAGCCAGCAAGCUUACAAUUUAGCAAAAUUGGUGAAGAAAAAAAAUUCGAGAUUAUUUUGAAGCCUGAAGUUGUUGGGAAGCCUAAAGAGUAUGUGUUUGGACAAUUGAAAUGGUCAGAUGGAAAGCGUUAUGUUAGAAGUCCAAUAGUAGUCGAGUACUGAUAGAAAGGAGAAAAUAAUAUGUAUGCAUGACAGAAGAGUAUGUACAAUAUUUAUUAUAGGGAAUUCAAAUGUAAAAAGUACAUGCAUUUUAUGUCAUAUAUAUAUAUUAACUUAAUAUAAUUAUUGAUACUAGAAAUAUUCUAGUACUAAUAAGAAUUCCAAGAAUAUGAUUGGAGUAGUGAUCACUUUGAUGACAUAGUAUUUGUUUAUCCAA